This is a messenger RNA of Eriocheir sinensis (Chinese mitten crab), 8354 nucleotides long. It is a transcript of the gene dlt, whose product is annotated as codanin-1-like. NCBI's taxonomy places the organism in Eukaryota, Metazoa, Arthropoda, Malacostraca, Decapoda, Varunidae. The coding region runs from base 43 to 4530 and encodes 1495 amino acids. Gene Ontology annotation, biological process: chromatin organization. The record is from RefSeq and is a predicted model, not a curated record. Gene Ontology annotation, cellular component: nucleus. The transcript has 19 exons.
UUGUGGACAGUUUGAUUUGUUUUGAAGGGCCGAGAGGGAGACAUGGCGGCGCUCAUUGACCUGCUGCUCCAGGCCAAAAUAUGUCCCGCUGACCUGCUACUGUGGCUGGACGGGGCGCCGGCGGAUGGCAUUUCCAAGGAGCUUGAACCCCUGAGGGUGGAGUUUGUGCCGGUGUUCCUGAACUACUUGCGGGAGCAGUCAAGCAGUGUGUUACAGAGCAGUUCAGAGGGUGGAGUCACCCCUAACAAGGUCCCCAGCUCAGUGCGAGUCACCAAGUAUGUCUCUCCCAACAAGCGCCCACCUGGCAGAGGCCAGCGCCGCCACAACCCUGCCCCCUCACGCGCCAAGACCCUUACCUUUGUGGAUACCUCCAAGGAUAAUGCAAGCCCCUCAGAGGAGAGCAAGGUGCCGGCUUUGGAACACAUACUACGAGAUUCCUUUGGCAUAGGUGACAGCCAGAGCCAAGGGUGGGCCAGUGCUGGGGCCAGAGUGUCGCCCCAGGAGCGCCCCGCCCGGAACAAGCGCCACAGCUCUGGCGGGUCUGAGCACCGCGGGGGGAAGUGGGGCCACCACGGGGAGGGGAAGCACAGUGAGCAGCGGCUAGUGCUGGGGGACUUCAUAUCCCCAGAGGUGAAGCUGAACACCAAGAAGAAGACCCCUCACCAGGACCUGACCAGCCCCCAGGGUUCCGGCAGGUCAGGGGGAGGCAGCUGGUCACUCCGCAGGCAGGAGUCCCCUCAGGUGCUGGACUUGAGUGACCAGGAUGCCUUCCCCGUCAUAGGAGCAGCGCCUACCCCACAGGACCGACAGAAGCGCAGGAUAAACCCCACACGCAUCACCACCCUCAGCAUCACCAGCAGCAUACAGCAGCACGGCAAGGGACGGGCGUUUGGUGAGGGCAGCAAGGCGGUGUUUGGCGUCCCUCACUGCCAGGACCCGAGCUCCCCCUUCAUGGCUGGGGAGGGCGCUGGCAGCCACACCAUGGAGGAGGAGAGGGAGCUGCUGCGGCAGGUGCGCCUUAAGAGACAGGGUGAAGGAGGAGCAGGUGGAGGAAGGGCGGAGAAGCUGGCGGCACAAGAGUCAAUAGCACAGAGGCCUGCAGAGAAGCUUAGUGACCUUAUCCAUGCCUCGCCACAGCUAGUCACAGAUCACAUCCGUCUUGAUGCCCUGACGGAGGUGUAUGCUGACCUCAUCCUCCGCAGCCGUGCCCCGAACCUCAUGGUGGAGCUGUACUACACGCUGCAGCUCCUCACGGCACCCGUCACUGAGGACCCACAGCCACAGGAGGAUUGUAAGACCACGCUGGGCACGGGGCAUAACUGUGUGUACUUUGCCAUUAGUGUGCUGCUGAGGGUGGCCAGCCUGGUGAAGCUCCUGGACCGAGGCACACUCAGGCUGCUCUACGAAAACCCUCGCGUGGCAGCCUUUUCCGAGCCUCUCCAGCAGCUCCUCCUCAACCACCUGGAGAGGCCACCCCCCGCACCCUGUCUCACCCAGGCCCCGAAGUCCCCCAUCGGUAGCGUCUCAUUCCAGUCUGAUACCGACAACCGCAACAACUUCCCCAGCGACCUGACCUUCCAGCUGUUCAAGAAGCAGAGGGAUUCCUUUUACGAGAUGUUGCGUGUUUGGGAGGACGGCCACCUCACGCCAGGCUGGAGCUUUGGCCAUGUGCUGGGCUCCCGCAUCUACAACCUGCUGAAGGCCUGCCCCAGCCCCACCAACAUGGUCCACUUCGCACGCCUCUUCCAGUCCCAGCUGCUGGCCAUGUGUCGCGGCGAUGAUGACCAGUGCCACUUCAACCAGGACCAGGAAGGGCUCGGGGUGCUGACCGUGCUCAAGAGGCAACACCCUGAAAAGUACAAGCGUCUGUACGAGCGCCUGGUCACCCCGGCACAGCUUGGGGGUCCCUGCCCGGCGCCCUCCUUCUCCGGCUCGCAGGAGUUCUUCCGCGACUUCAUCAUCACGGCCGCCAACUUCACCUUCAACCGGCACCUCAAGGACGUCCUCGUCAGCCAGAUCCUGAGCCUCAGCGAGCAGGAGUUCCUCACCAUGGAGCAGGAGGAGGGAGACCCAGUGGACAUCAUGGUGCGGGAGGAGGCUCGCUCGGUGGUCCUUAACCUGCGUCUGUUGGCCAAGUUCCUCGGCUUCCUGGAGUUCCUGCCGUACCAGACCAGCGAGCACCUGCCUGAGAGCGUUCUGGCCUGCCAAGUGGCCCUCAGAAGCAAGGUUUGUCCACCCGUGAGCCUAUGCGGUGCCCUGCGUCGGUGUGCCACGCUGGGCCAGCUGGUGGUGGGGGUGACCUGGGUGGUGGAGCUGCUGAGCAUGGUGGACCCCGUGGCCCUGCACUCGUACCACUACCUGACUGUGGUGAUGGCGCUCAGGGAGGUGCUCAGGCUGCUCCACGUGGACAGGCCGGAGGGAGGCUUGGUCUGUCCAUCAUGUGGGAGACCCUCGCCGGGGAAGACCUUCGCCCCCUCCAACAGCCUCCUCCUCAAGCUGCUCCUGGGCUGGCUCUUUGACCUGCCAAACUUCCCUGACGGCCUCUUCUUUGUGGAGGUCAGCGAGGCAGACAUUGACCACCAGGAGUACAGCCUCACACUCAGCACCCUCAGCACCCAUUAUGGCCGAGUCUGUGCCGCCUGCCUCAACCAGUCAGCACAGCCAGUCACCAGCAAGCCUUAUGAGGAGGGGAAGUCAGGGGCACAGGAUGCUGGAGUCAUUCCCCCUGACCUGAUGUCACCCUCCAAAAGUGCCUCGCAGCCUCAUGGAGAAGAGCAGACCCUGACCUCCACACCCUCAAAGAAUGUGUUGCAAGGCGCCUCCCAAUCCCCACUCAAGACCCCCUCCAAGGCCCUCCUGAUGAGCAUGGUGGAGACCCCGCAGGCCACCCCCCUCAAAGGCACUGAGUCGCAGGUGGCCACGGAGACGGCCCUCACCCUGGACGAGGCACCCUUUGUGGACCACCAGAUGAUCACUCUCUGCUGCCCCUUUGUGAGUGAGCUGAAGAACCUGCUGAGCGACUCCCUGCUGGGGGUGGCGGGGGGCAACAAGGGGGCCAGCACCUUCCGCAAGAUCACGCCACACUCGGCCACGGACAGGACCAACACUCACUUGCAGCUUCAGAUGCAGCUGGAGGACAACUUCUUCCACAACCAGCCGACGUCGGUGCGCAAGACAACCGACUUCGUGGUGGAGCGCGUGUCCUCCAAUGUGAUCAAGACGCUGCGCUCCAAGGUGCUGCCCACACUCAGGGAGGCGGCGCUGGGCAAGCUGAAGGCCAUGAUCGAGGAGCAGUUCCAGACCACUCCUCAAGGGGGGGAGCGAGUGCGGGACCUGGUGCAGCAGCGCGUGAUGGAGGUGGGGAAGGAGGUGGCGGAGCAGGCACGGACGCGCUGCUCUCAGCUCACCCACCAGCACUGCGACGGGGAGGUGGAGUCAGCGCUUGCCCUCCUGCUGCCCCCAGACAUCACCCCACAGGGCGUGGAGGUGUGCAGGAAACUGGUGAGCCGCUGCAGCCGGGAGAAGGUGGCGGCAUGGGUUCAGUCACACCUCACCCCAACGCUGUUCUGCAAGGAUCUCACGGCCGAUGCUGACCGCCUCCUCCGCCAGGCUCAGAAGGCGGCAGAUUUCCAGGCGACAGCCGCCCAGGCCUCUAGUCAUGACCUCACCCCCUCCAACCCCGAGUGUGUGGAGGUGUGCCCCGGUGUGAUGGUGGCCGACAGCUCCACGCCCAGCCACAGCCGCACGCCACAGUCCCCUCUCGACCACUCCUUCAGCUCCCCAGUGCACCAGCCCCGACAGCUGCAGCUCCUCACCAAGAAGGCAACCACUCCCCCUGAGGGCCUGCCGCUGAAGGUCAAGGAACACUUCCAUGAUGCCCCAGCCCCCUCCACGGUCCUCACCACCAUCAAGAGCAUCCUUCGGGAGGUUACGUCGAGCCCAGGGACAGCCGAGUCUUCUGGGGUGGCGACGCGGGAGGUGGUGUCAGGCGUGGUGGGUGACGUGCGCAGGAGCCUCACCCAACGACAGGACGUGAUGUUGGCAGCUCACCGGGCUCUUGAGACACUCACCGUUGACCUCCUGGUGGUGCUGGCCGUGUGUGUUCCGACACUUAUGACCACAGAGAUGCAGGAGGAGUUCGUGGCUCUGUGGCGUCCUGUAGCGCUGGGGGGAGUCCUGCCCACACCCUCCUGCCUGGGCUCCAUCCUGUGUCCCCGCACGGUAAUGCUAGUUGCCCAGAACCCAGACCCAGCCCACCAAAGACUCUCGUGGAAGAAGAUUGAAGAGCUGAUAUGCCUCCUCCUGACUGCAGAGCUCCUCACCCCAGCCACCCUCCUGGACCACUCUGUCGCCCUGCUCAGACACUCGUGGCCACAGGAGAUCUUGUCGGGCAUCUCUGUGUGCAUCGAGGGAGUCACCCGCACGGCCCUCAAGCAGAAGGAGUUCCAGGACGACUCCACACUGAUGCAGAUGCUGGACUGGGUGGGCUGGGUGUGUGAGCAGAUGGACGACCUUGGGGAAGAAUUUUAGAGUCGAGUUGGAGGUGGGAAUGGGAUGAGUGGCUAGGGAGAGGAAACAGCUGGAGGUGGGAAUGGGAUGGAUGGAUAGGGAGAGGAAGGAUAGGUGAGAGGGAAUAGCUGGAGAUGGGAGAUGGUAGUCAGGAAGAGGAAAGGUGGCAAAGUGAGAGGAAACAGCUGGAGGUGGGAAAGGAUGAGUGGUUAGGGAGAGGAAAAGUGGAGCUGGAGGCAGGAAUGGAUGGGUAGUCAAGGAGAGGAAGAGUGGAGGGUGGAGCUGGAGAUGGGAACGGGUGGGUAGUCUGGGAGGGGAUAGAUGACUGAGGGAACGAGCCUGAGUAUGCAAGGAUGUAGUGCGUUGACAAGUGCAAAUUGAGACUUGUUAUGGCUACCCCUUUGAGGGAGUUCCAAGCAGGCAUUAGGAUAGGCAAGGCUUGUCAUAGGAGGACUUGAUUGCUAGGAGGAAAGAUACAAUGGGAGGCAUCUUAGGAGCAAGUAUCAGUAUAGGUAAGGCUUGUCAUGGGAGGACUUGAGUGUUAAGAGGGAUACAGGCCAGGCAUCAGUAUAGGCAAGGGUUGUAACAGGAAGAGUCAGACAGUAGGAAGGGGGAAUCAAGGCAGGCAUCUAUGGAACAAGUAUUAGUAAGGGUGAGAUCUCCUUUGGGUUGUCAGGUUGGUGGUGUUGGGUGUGGCCGAAGGAACGAAGAUACAGGGUAGUGUGUCUCAGUGUUCUUACCUACAUGUCAAAGUGGCUGAUCAAGUGAUAGUCAGUAAUACUCUGUGAUGUCAUGUGAUUGAGUACAGUUUAUUUUUCUAUAUUUUUCAAUGUCGUAGACCACGUGUUAGUCUUUUACCGGCUUGCAUUUUCCCGCAAUAGUGACUUAGUGUAUCUCAAGGUACUUACUCAUUUAGGUACUUACAUAGCUGGACUGUCAUGAGUUUGUUGUGUAAGCUAAAAGUGGUAGGAACAUGUUAAUCAAACUAGCUUGUUAUGCUAAGGUAUACCGUGUACCACUAAUACCAGAUACCUUUGUUUGGGUUGCUUGGAGCUUUAGUUUUGAGCGACAUAAGGAGAGAUAGUAUGAAGGAUUUCCUUGUUCGGAUAAACUAAAAAUCCUUUAAUCCAAAUUCCUAUGAUCAAAAAAUCCCACUAGUACAAAAUCUUGAUGUGUAUGGACAGAAAGUAUGCAGGAUUUCCUUGUUCAGAUAAACUAAAAAUCCUUUAAUCCAAAUUCCUAUGAUCAAAAAAUGACCAGUAGUACAAAAUCUUGAUAAUGGGAAUCUAUAAAUAAAAGAACAUUCCAGAUUUCUGAAGCCAAGAACAUAAUGAAUAAUAAUAAUAAUAAUCAGUAGAAGUCUUUGAUUCAGUAAAUUUGUUAAUCUAAAUUCCUAUGGUCAAGAAAUUCCACAAGUCCAAAAUCUUGAUAAAAGGAAAGUAUGAAUAAAAGAACAUUCCAGAUUUCGGAAGGCAAGAAUAUAAAAAAAAAUAUAUAUAUAAUAAUAAUAAUAAUAAACAGCAGAAGUCUGUAGUGCACGAAAAAACUAUUGGAUUAAAAGACUUUUGGUAUAGAACUCUUUAUUAACAUGUCUAUCGUUGCCUAAGUUCUCACCACGUCUGUGCGAACAAUUACUUAAUGACUUGUUACCUUUUAUUGAAUGUACUUACUGUUACAUUAUUAAGUUUUAAACCAGAUAUGAUAUUAUGUCGUCAGAUGAAUCAGUGUGAACAGUUUGGGUCUGAGUCACGCAUGAAUAGCACUCUGCCUUCUAAAUGCUUGGGCCUUCACACUAACAGCUUCAUACUGGUGGUAUACAUUAAUUGCCAUCAAACCAGACUUGAUAUUAAGCAAGCAGGAUGGUCUCUGAAGCAUGCAUUGAUAGACAUUUCAACCAUAGAUCCUAAACAACCUUAUGGCUGAGGGACAACCUGAAGAACAUAUCAGCAAGUCAGUCAAAAAUACUGGUGGUGCAUUCCUUGCCAUCAAACUAGAGAUGAUAUUAAGUGGUGGAAUAUGAAUAGUGUUGGUCUAUGAAGCACGUAUCAAUAGCCAUUUUAAGCAUAGGUCCUUCAUAGCCUUAGAACAUAUCAGCAAGUCUGUCAGAAAUACUGGUGGCGCAUUCCUUGCCAUCAAACCAGACAUGAUAUUAACCCAGUAGCAGCGGGGAUCAUGUUUCUAAAUGGUCCCUCUAAGCGAGAAAAAUGAGAAAAAAUCAUCACUCACACAAACCAUUUCAUUAUAUAUAUCAAAGCAUUUGCGAUCAGUUUAUGCAUCAUCUAUUUUGGGGGGGUUAUAUCAUGGUACAAAUUUUGCCCAUUGUUGCUGCACGGUAAAGCCACAAAUUUGGCCCGUCGCUGCUACCGGGUUAAGUCAGCAGGUGGUGGAGUGUGGAUAUCUUAGUGAGUCCUGAGGAGCUGUGUGCAAGAUUAAAGAGAUGAAUCAAAAUGCAGUUGUUGUACCUCUUGAUCAUGUGUCUAAAAUGAUUUCUUGCUCCCCACUGCCUCCUCAAACACCUACUAAUGAUAUUAAAGGAAGUGUGGUUUUGCAUAUCUCUAGGGAAUCCUGAGGAGCUGUGUGCAAGAUAUGUGAAUCAGAGUGUAUGUAGCUCCUGAUCUUGUGUCUAGAAAGGUUACAUGCUCCCCACUGCCUCAUUAAACACUUACUAUUGAUAUAUUAGCAAGUGUGUUUAUGCAUAUCUCUGGGGAAUCCUGAGGAGCUGUGUGCAAGAUAGAGAAAAAGAAUCAUAGUGCCGAUGUUGUAACUCUUGAUCAUGUGUCUAGAAAGGUUACAUUCUCCCCACUGCCUCCUUAAACACUUAUUAUUGAUAUUUAAUGAAGUGUGUUUAUGCAUAUCUUUGGGGAAUCCUGAAGAGCUGUGUGCAAGAUAGAGAAGAUGAAUUAAGUGCAGGCAGAUUUUGUAGCUUGUAACCAUUCAACUUGAUCUCCAGUGCCUCCUUAAACCCCUCUUAUUGACAUCUGGAGUGUGUGUUUUUAUGUCUUGGGAAUUCUGAGGAGCUAAUGCAAGAUAGAGGAGAUGAAUUAAGUGCAGGCAGAUUUUGUAGUUCUUAACCAUUCAACUUGGAUCCCCAGUGUCUCCUUAAACCCCUCUUAUUGACAUCUGAAGUGUGUUUUUAUAUCUUUUGGGGAAUUCUAAGGAGCCCAGUGCAAGAUAGAGGAGAUGAAUUAAAGUGCAGGCAGAUUUUGUAGCUUGUAACCAUUCAACUUGAUCUCCAGUGCCUCCUUAAACCCCUCUUAUUGACAUCUGAAGUGUGUUUUUUAUAUCUUUUGGGGAAUUCUAUGGAGCCCAGUGCAAGAUAGAGAAGAUGAAUUAAAGUGCAGGCAGAUUUUGUAGCUUGUAACCAUUCAACUUGAUCCCCAGUGCCUCCUUAAGCUCCUCUUAUUGACAUCUGGAGUGUGUGUUUUUGUGUCUUGGGAAUUCUGAGGAGCUAGUGCAAGAUGGAAGUUAUGAAUCAGAGAGUAGUUGUAACUGAUCAUAUGACCACCACAGAGGCAGCUUAAUAUAAUCCUCAUGACCUGUGCCCUUAAGGAUCUAAUGACUGAGGAAAUCCAUCUUGCUUGCCUCCUUAAAGCCUUGCCUGCCUUCAUGUUUGUAUAGCCUAACCAUGUCACAGCCUUUCCUUAUGUGUGUGUGUAAGAGAGCUCAUUUUGUCCUCAGUGUGUGUGUGUGUGUAUGUGUGUGAAGGUGGAGGGGUCAACUGAGGUCAAAGAGAGCAAUGGACAGUAUUCUCAGUGUAAGUCAGUUGAUAUUGACAGUUCAGAAUGCUUUAUUUAUUAUUGAUUGAUUAUAUACAUUUUAUGGAAAUAUAAUACAAUGCUAUGCCA